Molecule: messenger RNA, 1138 nt
Organism: Solanum verrucosum
Lineage: Eukaryota; Viridiplantae; Streptophyta; Magnoliopsida; Solanales; Solanaceae
Product: protein trichome birefringence-like 43
Exons: 5
Coding region: 1-1113 (370 amino acids)
Cellular component (GO): Golgi apparatus
Molecular function (GO): O-acetyltransferase activity
Source: RefSeq, a predicted model, not a curated record
AUGAAAAAUCCUCUAAUAAAUUUUCAUAAUUGCUUCUUCAUAAUCAACAUUAUUUUGUUUAUCAAUAAUGUUGAUUUUCUAGUAGAAGCAAAACAUAACAAGCUACUACACCCUCCCUUCAAAAAAUUGGGUGCAAAUUGUGAUUUAUAUGAUGGAAAAUGGGUUAUAGAUUAUAAUUAUCCACUUUAUAAUGCCAAAAAUUGUCCAUUUUUACUUCAACAAUUUGAUUGUGUAAAGAAUGGUAGACCAGAUAAAGCAUAUCUCAAGUAUAGAUGGCAACCCACAGAUUGUAACUUAACCAGGUGGGAUGGAAAUGACUUUAUGAGGAGAAUUAAAAAGAAGAAGGUAUUAUUCGUGGGAGAUUCAUUGAGCUUGAAUCAAUGGCAAUCUUUGGCUUGCAUGCUUCAUUCUGCCUUUCCAAGUCUUAAUUACUCUGUCACCAGAAAUGGACCACUCAUGUCAACCUUUUCAAUACCCUCAAAGCAAGUGAGAUUGAGUUAUGUGAGAAAUGCAUUGCUGGUAGACAUAGUGAAGGAGAAAUCAAAAAGAGUACUAAAGUUGGACUCAGUUGCAACUUCUUCAAAGCUGUGGACUGGUUAUGACAUUUUGAUAUUUGAUACUUGGCAUUGGUGGCUUCAUACUGGAAGAAAACAACCAUGGGAUUUGAUUCGCGAUGGAAAAGUCCUACAUCAAGAUAUGGAUCGUUUAAAAGCUUAUGAAAAAGCCUUGAUAACAUGGGGUAAAUGGAUUUCCAACAACAUUAAUUUCAAGAAAACUAAGGUCUUUUUUCAAGGCAUCUCCCCUGAUCAUCGCAAUGGCACCCAAUGGGGUAAAAAACCCAACCAAAUGCAAUGCAAAGGGGAACAAAAUCCAGUAAAAAAACUAAGUUAUUUAGGAGGUGAAGAUGAAGCAGACAUAUUAUUGGGGAAAAUUUUGAGCAAAACAAGAAAGCCAAUACAUAUGUUGAAACUCAACAAAAUGUCACAAUAUAGAGUUGAUGGUCAUCCUUCUAUUUAUGGAAACCCUAGAUAUAAAGGCAUGGAUUGUACACAUUGGUGUUUACCUGGUGUACCUGAUACUUGGAAUCAACUUCUUUAUGCCAAUCUCAUUUAAAUUGACAAAAAAAAACAUUAUUAUA